Messenger RNA from Telopea speciosissima, 1827 nucleotides. RefSeq names its product protein SUPPRESSOR OF K(+) TRANSPORT GROWTH DEFECT 1. Gene Ontology annotation, biological process: vacuole organization; endosomal transport. The record is from RefSeq and is a predicted model, not a curated record. Bases 325 to 1626 code for a protein of 433 amino acids. NCBI's taxonomy places the organism in Eukaryota, Viridiplantae, Streptophyta, Magnoliopsida, Proteales, Proteaceae. Gene Ontology annotation, molecular function: ATP hydrolysis activity; ATP binding. The transcript is spliced from 9 exons.
UUAACGCAACAGUCAAAACUUCGAUUCUUUUCCUCUGCGUGUAUCUGCGCAUGAAUUCGCUUCCUAGUUAGGGUUCUGAUUGAUACGCGGAAGAUAGAAAAGAGGAUACCGAACGAAUACGUAAAAGGAAAACGAAAGACCUUGACCUGCAGCUACCUCGCUUGAUCGAUCGUGAGUCUUAGUCAUGAAAUCAAGUAUAUUAUUUAACCGAUUAUAUAAAUCUGAUCGGAGCUCGAGACUAAUUAGGGUUUUGGGUUGGAGUGUUUUGCUAUAGCGUUUAUCUCUUAAGCUUCUACUUUAUAUGCAAUUCGUUGGAAUCGGAAGAUGUAUAGCAAUUUCAAGGAGCAGGCUAUAGAAUACGUAAGGCAGGCGGUUCAUGAAGAUAAUGCGGGGAAUUACAGCAAGGCUUUCCCCCUUUACAUGAACGCCUUGGAGUACUUCAAGACCCAUUUGAAGUACGAGAAGAAUCCUAAGAUUAAGGAAGCGAUCACUCAGAAAUUCACCGAAUACCUCAGGCGGGCGGAGGAGAUUCGUGCUGUUCUUGAUGAUGGAGGGACAGGCCCUGCCUCGAAUGGGGAUGCAGCUGUUGCUACACGGCCCAAGACUAAACCCAAAGACGGAGAAGGGGGAGAUGGAGAGGAUCCUGAGCAAUCUAAGCUUAGGGCGGGCCUUAACUCGGCUAUAAUAAGGGAGAAGCCAAAUGUGAAGUGGAGCGAUGUGGCUGGACUUGAGAGCGCCAAGCAGGCAUUGCAGGAGGCAGUUAUCUUGCCAGUGAAGUUCCCACAAUUUUUUACUGGCAAGAGACAACCAUGGAGGGCUUUUCUUUUAUAUGGUCCACCUGGUACUGGAAAAUCAUACUUGGCAAAGGCUGUUGCAACAGAAGCAGACUCAACAUUUUUCAGUAUUUCUUCAUCAGACUUGGUUUCAAAGUGGAUGGGUGAAAGCGAAAAGUUAGUUUCAAAUCUGUUCCAAAUGGCACGUGAAAGUGCGCCCUCAAUUAUAUUCGUUGAUGAAAUAGAUUCAUUAUGUGGUCAGCGCGGUGAAGGCAAUGAGAGUGAAGCUUCUAGACGUAUCAAAACAGAACUUCUUGUACAGAUGCAGGGUGUGGGGCACAAUGACGAAAAGGUUCUUGUUCUUGCAGCUACAAAUACUCCCUAUGCUCUGGAUCAGGCCAUCCGUCGACGAUUUGACAAGCGGAUAUACAUUCCUCUUCCUGAUUUGAAGGCUAGGCAGCAUAUGUUCAAGGUACAUUUAGGGGAUACCCCACACAACCUAACUGAAAGUGACUUUGAGCACUUAGCCCGCAAGUCAGAGGGGUUCUCAGGUUCAGAUGUUUCAGUUUGUGUUAAGGAUGUCCUCUUUGAACCAGUACGUAAAACCCAGGAUGCUAUGUUCUUUGUAAAGACACCUGAUGGCAUGUGGGUUCCAUGUGGACCAAAGCACCCAGGAGCUGUUCAGAUCACCAUGCAGGAGCUGGCAGCAAAGGGCCUUGCUUCCAAGAUUCUUCCACCACCAAUCACGAGAACGGACUUUGAUAAAGUGCUUGCAAGGCAGAGGCCGACUGUGAGCAAAACUGACCUUGAGGUGCAUGAGAGAUUCACAAAAGAAUUUGGAGAGGAGGGUUGAUUGAUUUGAAGUGGAAGAGGACACUGAGCUGGUUGUGAGGGCAGGAGUUGUAAUUUUUAUCUUUAUUACCAUUGUUGCACAGGAUGAUGAUAUAUCCAUCUUUGUAGCCGCUUCAAGUCAGAAGGUCAAACUCCCAUCUGUACAAGUGGAAAUGCUUGUGUUUGCAUUUCAUACUUAUAUAAAAAUUGCUUGUUUAUACCA